AUGAAGUUAACAAUCUGUCAAAUUGUUAAAUUAUUUCUGCUGCUGACAGCCGCCUUCUCCUUUCACAAUUCUCCCACUAAAUACGGACGUGGUUUGUCCAAAGGGCUGCUCGUCCUUGCCAUACCAGUAGACGACGAGGACGCUGCAGUGGUUUUCCAGCCAACUAGUGAGUUGGCAACGUCUUCAGCAGCAGUGACAACAACAACAACAACAGCAACCACACUCAAGUUAGAGCUAAGAACUACGUCAGCGACUGUCAUUUCCUCGGCUGCAUGGACUUCCACAACGGCAGCCAAGCCACUGACGUCGACGACGAGGACGACGCCUACGCCCAGCAAUGCGCCAGCGCGUGAAGGUGAGCGUCAGAAACGUCAGAAGCAAAAAUCCGCAACACGCCAGAAAUACCAACAUCAGCAACAAGGACAGCAAGAGCCGCUGCCGCUGCCGCUGCCCAGCAAAUCCGCACAGGAUACGUCAACAUUUCACCGUGUGGGUGUUUUAAUACCUCCAGCCCUCCUCAAUGAUAAAAUGCAUGUGCAACAGGGCUUCCAGCACUUUGUGGACUAUUUUCACGUACACCUGGAUAAUGUGACCGUUGAGUUCCUGCCCGAUGUCGAUUUAAGUGGCUUCAUUAAAUUACUCCAGCUACCCAAAUACACGACCGUUGUAAAGACUUUAAAUGCGGGCAUUAAUGUAGACACCGGGCUCAAUGACGCCGCUGACGAGCAUGGCAGUGUUGCGGCGGAUGCUGGAGGAAUUGCCCGAAAUGGGUGGAAUGGGAGGGACACUGACCCUAACCAGCGAGUUACUUUGCGUCCAAAGGCAAAUGCUAAAGAGCCACGUCAGCAGAAACUGAAAGAGAAACAAAACCAGAACCAGAACCAGCAAGCGACGGACAAACUGAAACAGUUGUCAGCAGACGCUUUAUCAACAUCAUCGCAUCCACAACAACAACAACAACAACAACAUGAAGAAGAAGAACAGCAGCAAGAGGAAGAGCAACAGUCGAAGCUGUUGGACGCCCGCAGCGUGGGUCACUGUCAGCUGGCGGAGCAACUGGCUCAUGAUUAUAAUAAACGCGUCAUCCUAUGGCCAUGUCCGCGCAUGAAAAUCUCCAGCAAUUUUCUGCCAUCGUUUGAAGCCAUUUCCUUCGCCGUACAGAGCAUUGCCAGCAAGUUGAAUUGGACCCAGGUUGACAUCUAUGUGGGUGACGACAAUUGGGGCCUACCACUGGCCAUAGCCGCCAACUUGCAUAUACCAUAUCGUAUCGCAAUUGGUGACACGAUACGUGACCUGCAUGGACAGGAUAAGCCCGGCCAAGCAAUUAUUAUCACAGCGCCUCUGAACGAUGGCAGUACAUUGCGUUUGCUGAACAACACCAAAUGGGUCGCCCAACAGCCACCCGGACAGCAACAACAGCAGCACAUCAAAGUGUUGCUCAUCGAUAUUGUGGCGAGCUCAUUGAAUGCCGAGCAUCGCUUCUACAAAUAUUUGGCACGCAUCAAUGCGGCCGAUGCCACAGCCGCCAAUGGCUUUGUGAAUGGUGGUGGUGCUGGUGGUGCUGGCCUGGCUACCAGCAAUUUGCUGGUGUUGACCAUGCUAAGCGAUAAGUACCGACACUUUUUGAAUGAGCCGCACGGUGGCAUGGCAGCCGUACAGAACUUUCGACAACGCCAACGAACUAUGCCAACCACCACGAACAACAACAAUAAAAAUGCCACAUGGACAUUUCACUGCAACGCCACACCGUCGAAUGCAAUUGAAAAGUUGCGUCCAUUCAUCGACUACUUCAGCUUAUACGACUUCCUCAUCGCCCACACAUCCUACAUGGCCUCCUUCCAUGGCAAUGCGUCGAAAGUCGCUGCGGUUGCCAAAUACGACUUUAUAGUGCUCGAUAUUGUGCGCAGCAUGGCCCUGAAUGGCAGUUACGGUCCAUUUAAGUGGCGUCCACUGUUGAUUCUCGAACAGCAUGAGCUGAAUGGUCGCACCUAUAUAACACACUCCAUACAGCCGGGCUACGACGAUUGGUUGCUGGUUAGCAGUGUUCAAUUGUGGCACUGUGGCGCCAUCUGCUGGACCAUUGUGGCCAUCUGUGUCGGAUUGCUUCUCAUCAUUGUUGCAGCCAGUGUGGCCGCAGGCAUUGCUAUGAGAAACUACUUGCUACGCCAACGCCUCUCAAAGGGGCCCAACAAGAUUGUGCUCUCGGCGAGUGACUUUGUAUUUCCCGUCGAUUCGCGGCGUGUGGAUGAGGGCAUUGAGGCUAUGCUCUGCUGCUGGCUGCAGCAAUUGCAGGAAUUCGGCGGUCCCGAGGUGGAUAAGCCGGACUUACUGAAGGGCUCAAUAGGCUCACUGAAGAAUCUAGGAUUUGUUAUUCCGGGAGCACCGGCAGUUACCAGCAACGCAGCCACCAGCAGCACCACCACCACCGCCGUAGCCACGACCACAGUGAAGGUGGCUGGAAAGAGCGCCUCAGCCGCUGGCAGCUUGGCACGCCAUAAGCCCGCUCACCUGGAUAUGCGGGCGCGGUAUAAUGGGGAUUUGGUGCAGCUAAAGGAAAUACCGAUGAACGGUUCCACGGAGUUGCGGUCAAAGGCAAUGGACUUAUUGGUGAUAGCACACGGACUACGACAUGAGAACAUAAAUCCUUUAAUUGGCUGGCUAUCGGAUCCCAAUCGCACAGCCAUGGUUUUCGAUUAUUGCUCACGUGGCUCUCUGCAGGAUGUUCUCAUUAUGGACGAAAUCAAAUUGGAUUGGUCCUUCCGUCUAAGCCUGCUGACGGAUUUGGUGCGUGGCAUGCGUUAUCUGCACGCCUCGCCCCUGCGGGUUCAUGGCACUCUGACUUCUCGGAAUUGCGUCGUGGACGCGCGCUGGGUUCUCAAAAUCACCGACUACGGUCUGACCUCCUUCUAUGAGUCCCAGUGUCUACCACCAGUGCCGCGUAGCGCCAAAGAGCUGCUCUGGACGGCCCCAGAGCUACUCAGAACCAUGAAGUCUCAGCAACAACAUCAUCACCACCAUAGCCGAGUCAUGCUGGGCACUCAGCUGGGCGAUGUCUACUCCUUUGGCAUCAUUAUGCAGGAGGUUGUGGUUCGCGGCGAACCAUACUGCAUGCUCUCGCUCUCGCCUGAAGAAAUUAUUGCCAAAAUCAAGAAACCACCUCCACUGAUACGCCCUUCGGUAUCAAAAGGUGCUGCGCCCCCGGAAGCCAUCAACAUCAUGCGUCAAUGUUGGGCCGAACAGCCGGAAAUGCGACCCGAUUUCAAUUCCGUUUACGAGCGCUUUAAGAUGCUCAAUCAUGGCCGCAAGGUCAAUUUUGUGGACACAAUGUUUCAAAUGCUGGAGAAAUACUCCAACAAUUUAGAGGAACUCAUACGCGAGCGCACCGAACAAUUGGACAUUGAAAGAAAGAAGACUGAGCAGCUUUUAAAUCGCAUGUUGCCAAGCUCCGUUGCCGAAAAACUAAAAAUGGGCUUGGCUGUGGAUCCCGAGGAGUUUUCCGAUGUGACCAUCUACUUUAGCGACAUUGUUGGUUUUACAACAAUUGCCGCACACUGCAGUCCCGUGCAGGUGGUGGACCUACUGAACGAUCUCUAUACCAUAUUCGAUGCCACCAUUAACGCCUAUAAUGUGUAUAAGGUCGAAACUAUUGGCGACGCCUAUAUGGUGGUCAGUGGCGUGCCAGUCAAAAUUCCCGAUCACGCCGAGCAGAUCGCUACCAUGGCCUUGGAUCUGCUGCAUCAGAGUGGACGCUUCAAUGUGAAGCAUUUGCCGGGAGUGCCGCUCCAACUGCGCAUCGGACUACAUACGGGUCCUUGCUGUGCUGGAGUGGUGGGUCUGACCAUGCCUCGAUAUUGUCUGUUUGGGGACACCGUGAAUACGGCAUCUAGAAUGGAGUCGACAGGCUCCUCGUGGCGCAUUCACAUGUCGCAGGAGACGCGGGAUCGUCUAGAGGCUCGCGGUGGUUAUGCCAUUGAGCCGCGCGGCUUGAUUGACAUCAAGGGCAAGGGCAUGAUGAACACCUUCUGGCUCUUGGGCAAAAAAGGCUUUGAUAAACAGCUGCCUGCCCCACCGCCAAUUGGGGAGUCACAUGGACUGGAUGAGUCGCUAAUUCGCAACUCCAUAACGCUUAAGGCGCAGGCCAAUAAAUCACGUACGAGCACCAAUCCCUCCUCCUCACAAUCCUCGUCGCUCGCCGGCGAGUCUGUGGAGGUGAAAGUUGAAAUAACGCCACCGACCAAUGUAGACGUCUGCUCCAGCAAUUUCCCCAAUUCCUACUCAUUAGAUUCGAAUUCGACAAACACGAUCAGUCCGAAUCCUACGCUCUGUCCAGAGUUUCCUACGAAAACGCCAAGCACGAGUCCGCAGUCGCGAAAACUUUCCGAACUGACGCCCGACAAUCUCCUCAAUCCGAACAGUUUUAAUCGUUUGCCCAACUCGACGGGUGGUUCCAGCUCCCGUCUGUAUAAGAAAAUCGAGGAGAUUAUGGAUCUCAGCUCCCCGUAUAACCACUACAAAUGCCUCAGUCCCAGCGAAAGCAAUCUGACGCAAUUCUACGAUGGCAAGUACCUCUAUAGUAGUGCCGGCGGUGCUGGCAGUGGCGCCAACGGACCGGGCAGCGGAGGUUGCUCCCACAGCGGCAGUACGGCUAAGUUUGAUAGCAAGCCCGGCUCCAGUCGUCUGCUGAGACGUCAAUUCAGUCUCGAUCGGGAUGAUCAGCAAUCGAAGCUGGAGCAGCAUCAUCAGACCUCACUGCAGGCCAACUACCAGGCUUUGGUGCAUAAUGCAACGAAGUCGUCGACGCUAGACAUACCCAUGAUUCAUGAAACAGUGCGCAGUCCGAAGACAACGUUGACGCGCGCCCACAAACAGAACUCUACCUCGAUCACGCAGGAUCUGGAGAAGAUUGAAGAGAUACCGCUAUCGCCAGCAUCCUCGCAGCAUCACAGCAGUCUAGACAGCAAUCUAAAUCGCAGUCCCCCGUCAACACUUGAAGCGCAAUCGCCGCCGGUUCCUCCACCACUUGCCAUGAGCACGCGCCUCAGCGCCACCUCACCGCCCAUGCUCUCCGCACCCACUUCACCGGCACCGUCACGCACACUCAACGGUCUGCACGCCUUUCGCGCCACCAUGUCCCUCACCUCGGAGGCCUCGCCGCUGCCCCGCAAUGCCAAUCCGAAUGCGAACGCACCUCCCCCUCUUCCAGUAACCGUCAAUUCCAAUGCCAAUGCCAAUGCCAACAAUAAUGAGGAACCGGAGCAGAUGCAUCGGGCGCCAGAGCUGACAUUGAAUGUGGAGACCCUGCUGAGCAGAUAG
Scaptodrosophila lebanonensis is the source of this 5313-nucleotide messenger RNA. RefSeq lists its product as uncharacterized. Gene Ontology annotation, biological process: receptor guanylyl cyclase signaling pathway; protein phosphorylation; intracellular signal transduction. Gene Ontology annotation, molecular function: ATP binding; guanylate cyclase activity; protein kinase activity. Bases 1 to 5313 code for a protein of 1770 amino acids. The record is from RefSeq and is a predicted model, not a curated record. The transcript has 15 exons. Lineage: Eukaryota; Metazoa; Arthropoda; Insecta; Diptera; Drosophilidae.